Molecule: messenger RNA, 1881 nt
Organism: Caenorhabditis briggsae
Lineage: Eukaryota; Metazoa; Nematoda; Chromadorea; Rhabditida; Rhabditidae
Gene: Cbr-pak-1
Product: Protein CBR-PAK-1
Exons: 12
Coding region: 1-1881 (626 amino acids)
Biological process (GO): protein phosphorylation; intracellular signal transduction; regulation of axonogenesis
Cellular component (GO): cytoplasm
Molecular function (GO): ATP binding; protein serine/threonine kinase activity
Source: RefSeq, a predicted model, not a curated record
AUGAAAGCGUUCUCAUCUUACGAUGAGAAACCACCAGCACCACCGAUUCGUUUCAGCAGCUCAGCAACACGGGAAAAUCAGGGUAUCGCUCCCUCGCCAACAACUUUCGUAGAGUCUUCUUCCAAAUCAGAUGAUGCACGUGUUCCACCCCCAAUCUCUCUUUUUUCCAUCUCCCCUCCUCCUCUGAUGUGUUUGACUAACUCAAUUUUUCAGGUCGUCGGAUUGAAGCCAUUGCCCAAAGAGCCAGAAGUAACGAAAAAGAAGAAGACGAUGCCUAACCCGUUUAUGAAAAAGAACAAGGAUAAGAAGGAGGCAGCAGAGAAGCCAGUGAUCUCAAGACCCAGUAAUUUCGAGCACACAAUUCAUGUCGGCUACGAUCCCAAAACCGGAGAAUUCACUGGAAUGCCAGAAGCAUGGGCUCGUCUUCUCACAGAUUCGCAGAUCUCAAAGCAAGAACAACAACAAAAUCCACAAGCCGUUCUUGACGCUCUCAAAUACUACACACAAGGAGAAAGCAGCGGUCAGAAAUGGUUGCAGUACGAUAUGAGGUUUAUAAAUGAUGCCCCACAACGGACACCGUCGUAUGGAUUGAACCCACAACCGAAUAGAACAUCUUCUCUCCCAUAUCAUGGCAAUAAAAUUCACGAUCCACGAACGAUGAACUCUAUGACAACGAGUAUCAAUAACUUGGGAUACCACAGCAAGCCAGAAAUCCCUCCAAAUGUAUUCAAUGUCAAUGAAAAUCGAUCCAGUAUGCCUCCGGAAAGGGGACCAAUAUUGUUCCAAAAUUAUGCACCACCUCCAGUCCCACACGGAGAAUCACCAGCGGACAUCAUUCCACCAGCAAUUCCAGACAGACCGGCACGGACGCUGAGCAUCUACACAAAACCCAAGGAGGAGGAAGAAAAGAUUCCGGAUCUUUCCCUCCAGAAUGGUCAAUUCGGAGUUCAGGCUCGUGGUCCAAAAGGGAAGAAGAAGAUGACGGACGCUGAAGUUCUCGCUAAGCUUCGAACAAUUGUCUCUAUUGGAAACCCAGAUAGAAAAUACAGAAAAGUUGACAAAAUCGGGUCGGGAGCUUCAGGAUCAGUGUACACUGCUAUUGAAAUCAGCACAGAAGCAGAAGUCGCUAUCAAGCAGAUGAACCUGAAAGAUCAGCCGAAGAAGGAGUUGAUCAUCAACGAAAUCCUGGUGAUGCGUGAGAACAAGCACGCCAACAUUGUCAACUACUUGGAUUCGUAUUUGGUUUGCGAGGAGUUGUGGGUUGUGAUGGAGUAUCUAGCCGGAGGAUCACUCACGGAUGUUGUCACGGAGUGUCAAAUGGAGGAUGGAAUUAUUGCUGCAGUGUGCAGAGAAGUGCUGCAAGCUCUUGAGUUCCUGCACAGUCGUCAUGUGAUUCACAGAGAUAUCAAGUCGGACAACAUUCUACUUGGAAUGGAUGGUUCUGUCAAAUUGACUGACUUUGGUUUCUGUGCUCAACUGUCACCGGAACAAAGAAAACGCACGACGAUGGUCGGAACUCCAUACUGGAUGGCCCCGGAAGUGGUGACCCGCAAACAAUACGGACCAAAAGUCGAUGUGUGGUCUCUGGGUAUCAUGGCUAUCGAGAUGGUCGAAGGGGAACCACCAUACUUGAAUGAGAACCCAUUGAGGGCCAUCUACUUGAUUGCAACCAAUGGAAAGCCAGAUUUCCCGGGAAGAGACACAAUGAGUCCAGUGUUCAAGGACUUUGUCGAUUCCGCACUGGAAGUGUUAGUGGAGAAACGUUGGUCGGCCAGUCAACUACUCACUCAUCAGUUCCUCCGUUGUGCCAAACCACUAGCAUCGCUGUACUAUCUGAUCGUCGCCGCCAAGAAAAGCAUCAAUGAGGCGAACAACGCAUAA